AUGGCCAGUUUCUGGGAAAAACUCACCGUGGACGGCAGCGAAAUGGAUAUGUAUGCCAGCGUGCCCAGCAGCAGCGCCGGUUUCUCCGCCCCGUUUCCGGCGGUGGUGGUGGCACAGCAUGGCGGCGGCGUGGACGAGUUCAUCCGGACCAUCUGCGACCGGCUGGCCGCUGAAGGCUACGCGGCCGUGGCCCCAAACCUGUACCACCGCAUCCCUGACGACGUGAUGAACGGCGACCCGCGACCGCGGCCCUGGGACGUGCUCAGCGAUCCCAGCAUCGUUGCCGACAUCAAUGCCACCGUGGACUGGCUGCAAAACCACGACGCGGUCACCGACCGCAUCGGAGUAACCGGCUUCUGCAUGGGCGGGCGCGUUGCCUGGUUGGCUGCGGUGAGCAACCCCCACUUUAGCGCGGUCGCCCCAUACUACGGCGGGAACCUGCUGGUAACCUGGGGCGAGGGCGAGACGCCGCCUUUCGAGCUGGCCGCCAACAUCGACUGCCCGAUGCUGUUCCACUUCGGCGAGGUUGACGAAAACCCGUCGCAGGAGGACAUGCGCCGGUUUGACGAGGAGUUGAACCGCCUCGACAAAGCGCACCAGUUCUACGUGUAUCGGGACGCCGACCACGCUUUCAUGGACUUCACCGGUCCGCGAUAUCAGAAGGAAGCGGCCGACCGCUCGUGGCCACGGACGCUGGAGUUCUUCGGGCAGCAUCUCAAGUCCUGA
Messenger RNA from Geodia barretti, 726 nucleotides. The record is from the annotation of a GenBank genome assembly. Lineage: Eukaryota; Metazoa; Porifera; Demospongiae; Tetractinellida; Geodiidae.